Messenger RNA from Dibothriocephalus latus, 891 nucleotides. The record is from the annotation of a GenBank genome assembly. Lineage: Eukaryota; Metazoa; Platyhelminthes; Cestoda; Diphyllobothriidea; Diphyllobothriidae.
AUGAGCGCGAAUCCUCUUCCACCCUUGCCUGCCAACGUUGGCUUGGCUGAGUUGUGCCAGACUCUGCUGCCAAGGUCCAUUUGCCCUCCAUGGCAGCGAAAGAUCGUCCGUUACAUCUGUCGCCAUCUAUCCACGGAGGCAUUAUCCAAGGCUUCUUCCUUCGGCGUGAAGUUGGACGUUGACGUCGGCUCAUUGCUUUCGUCCCUCCGGCGCAUCUUUGCUACCUCUAAACCUCCGGUUGGUGCUUAUCGACAGUUUUCGUCUCGUCUGCAGCUUUCUGGCGAGAGCGCGCGUGACCAUUUGGGCUGUCUUCGUCCUUUGGUCUUCGCUGCAUUCCCAAAUUGCCCCCCUUCUGUGACGGACACAAUUCUUGUCGCAUACUUUCGGGCUGGCAUUCUUGACGACCACCUGCGGCGUAAGCUGAUAAAGGGGCAAUCCCUGGCCUCCGAUGAAAUUUUGUCUCUGGUCCAGGACUACGAGGACCGUUAUGGCCCUUCACUUACCUCACCCUUCCAGCGUUCAGAGGCUAGUUCGAUGGCGACUAGGUCAGUGGCAACACAGACCUAUCGGAAUUUAACUCGCACACCCCGGGGUCGUCAGGCUUCGGUAGCCCAAAUUUCAAGUGAGUCCCUGCCCGUGCCCUCUGUUUCAUCUAAUAGUGAUUUUGCUGCUCCUAUUGUUGAUGUAUUGGUUGCUGAUACGCGGGUGACUUUUAUUGUCGGCACCGGAGCAGCUUGCUCUUUACUUAACCCUAUGGGCUUCUCCCAUUCAUGGCUUCGGAAAGCCGAGGUUUCCCACCGACGUCCUCGUAUAGUGGCUGCAAAUGGCAUGCCUUUUUUCCUUCUCGUCUUUAAUCGUCGUACUUCUCCGUCUUGAGGCAGAGCAUUCUAG